AUGGCCUCAACAACUAGCACGCCCGCCUCCUCUCCGCCGCCAACGCCCGGCGUGCGACCGUCCUCUCCCUCGCCAUCACGAACCGGCCUUCGCGCCCUCAGCAGAAUGGGCACUAUGCUCCGGCGUAACUCGUCAGGCUUCUCUCUAAAGGGCCUUCCUCGCUCGGAGUCGAAGAAUUCGCUGCGCAAGGAGGCGUUGGCGCAGGCGUCAGCGGACGAAGGGCAUUCUCUGCCCAGCCCCGUCGCUGAGUCCCCAGUACGCGAGGCCGCUGCCAAUGCCGCAGAAGUUGCAACAUCAUCUCCGGCACACCCAGUGCACCAUCCAUCCCCUCUCGCUCAUGAAGCCAAACCGUCUCCUGAACCUUCACCAGUGACAUCUGCCGCACCGGUAUUGACGCAAGAGCCGGAGCCUGCCGCCGAAGCGCCACCGGCUUCAGUCCCAAUUGCUAUAGUACCAGCAUCGACGGAGGCGGCGCCAGUACCUGCACCACCAACUCCCCAACCUCAGCCAGCCACCCCUCCCAAGCCGGCCGAAGCGUCUGUAGCACCGGUCGAGAAGGUCACGGUCAUCUCACCAAGGCAGGAGCCCAUCUCUCUCCAGGUCGCCGCUGAGCAGCUGGAGCAGAAGGCGCCCUCCACCGCUGCUCCCGUCGCCCCCACCGCUCCGGGCACAGCCCAGGAACGCCCUGCAGACCACGGGCGGGGCGACGACACAUCCAAGGCUGCCGGUAAGAAGCCAUCUAAGGCGAGCCUUGACGCGCAUGGACCCGUGGCGCCUCCGAGAGCAGAACCUGCACCAGCGCUGGCGUCGGCAUCAGCACCAACACCGGCACCGGCAUCAGCCUCCGCGCAAGUGCCAACACCCGCUCCCGUGCAAGCACCAACACCAGUGCGGGCAGCGACGGCCCCUGCUGAGCCAGCCCCGGUACCUCAAGCUCCAGCCGUGCCGGCUGCUGCACCAGUCAUCGAACGCGCACCUACCAAGACUGAAGCACAGACUGCCGAUCCCUUUGCUGCCGCUGUUGCUGAUCGGUCCGCCUGGAAAGAUGGAAGUGCAGUGGUCUCUCCCAAACGAUCUGCACAGAGCAUUCGCCCAGUGCCCUCUCACGAAGCGCUUGUUGCGUCUCCUGAGCACUAUGCGCAACACGUCUCGCGGUCGCC
Molecule: messenger RNA, 1160 nt
Organism: Phanerochaete carnosa HHB-10118-sp
Lineage: Eukaryota; Fungi; Basidiomycota; Agaricomycetes; Polyporales; Phanerochaetaceae
Exons: 1
Source: RefSeq, a predicted model, not a curated record